AUGAACUUGCUGCUCAUAAGACAUGGCGAGUCUACCGACAAUGUAGCCGGACUUCUCGCAGGUUCUCGAGACGCCCCACUGACAGCUCACGGCGUGAUCCAGGCGCGGCGACUAGGCCAGCACCUCGCCGAGCGCAGCGCAGAGAUUGGUCCCGUCGUGCACGUCUUUGCGUCGGAUCUCCAACGGGCCCUGAAAACCGCCUUGGAGGUCGUCGCGGCGCAAGCUAAACAGACCCGCAGCAGCUCGACUGGGUCCGCCCGGGGAGCUGAUCCCGGCAACCGAGAUCUGGGGAGCCGGCAGCAGCAGCUCGAUGUGGAGACGCUACCCUUGCUCCGGGAGAAGGACUUUGGGUCCCGCGAGGGCGUGGCUUAUGGAAAGCGCCGACGCGAUCAGGAUGAGCCGAUCCGGACUGAGGGUGAUGCCUCGCCGCUGAUCAAGCCAGAGACCCAUGAGCAGAUGUCGGCAAGGAUGGAGAAGUUUGUGCGCCAUCACCUCAAGCCGGUUCUUCAGCUUCACCUGGCCGGGGAGGCGGGCCCGCGGAAUGGAACUGUUGUUGUUGUCGCUCACGGCAUCAUAUUGAACGUCUUGAUGAGGGUUCUUCUGGCGCAGUUCCCCAAUGGCGAUUCUGCACGUCUCAUCGAUGACUCGGGUUCCAGGGAUCCACUUAGCCGACCUGCCGAGUUCUCCAUUCCAUGGAGAAACACGGGUUAUACUGAGCUCGAGGUUACGCUGUGUGCUCUUACACAAGACGCGCGAUCCACAUCCGAAGCGUCUGACAAAGCUACUGCCUCACCAGAUUUUAAGUUGAGGGUUAUCUCAGUCAACAAUAGUCGCCAUCUGGAUGGGUUGAAAAAGACCCGAGGCGGGAUCGGCAGUGCGCAAUUUGACUCAAAGCAGAAAACCAUGGACUCCUUCUUCAGUCGGAAGCCCAAGAGUCCUUCGAAGUGA
Molecule: messenger RNA, 948 nt
Organism: Pyricularia pennisetigena
Lineage: Eukaryota; Fungi; Ascomycota; Sordariomycetes; Magnaporthales; Pyriculariaceae
Exons: 2
Coding region: 1-948 (315 amino acids)
Biological process (GO): fructose 1,6-bisphosphate metabolic process; fructose 2,6-bisphosphate metabolic process; positive regulation of DNA repair
Cellular component (GO): cytosol
Molecular function (GO): fructose-2,6-bisphosphate 2-phosphatase activity
Source: RefSeq, a predicted model, not a curated record